AGAACCUCAAAACAGGGCAGGUUCAACGAUACCCAAAAACAGAAAAAGUGUAGUGUAAUUAUGACGUCAGAUUUUCAGAGCCUUUAUAUAUAGCUGGGUUGGUGGCUCCACUGGCUGAUCAUCUUAACGGGGUUCGUGGUGUCAGCUGUAACCAAGAGAUUGUCUGUCAGUGUCAAAGUGAUUUGGAAAGGGAAAAAUGGCAGUGGAGAAGGCUGGUAUAGCUAAAGAUGUUACUGAAUUGAUUGGGAAAACCCCAUUGGUGUAUCUGAACCAUAUUGUGGAGGGUUGUGUUGCUCGUAUCGCUGCCAAAUUGGAAAUGAUGGAGCCCUGCUCUAGUGUAAAAGACAGAAUUGGUUAUAGUAUGAUUGCAGAUGCUGAGGCAAAGGGCCUUAUCACACCUGGGCAGAGUGUCCUAAUUGAGCCAACAAGUGGUAACACUGGCAUAGGGCUAGCUUUCAUGGCGGCAGCUAAACAGUACAGGCUUAUCAUUACAAUGCCUGCUUCAAUGAGUCUUGAAAGAAGAAUCAUCCUCCGAGCCUUCGGAGCUGAGUUGGUUCUCACAGACCCUGCAAAGGGCAUGAAAGGGGCUGUUCAGAAGGCUGAGGAGAUAUUGGCCAAGACACCUAAUGCUUACAUGCUCCAGCAGUUUGAGAAUCCUGCCAACCCAAAGGUACAUUAUGAAACCACUGGACCGGAGAUAUGGGAAGGCACUGGAGGGAAAGUAGAUGCUUUUGUUUCUGGGAUAGGUACAGGUGGAACUAUAACUGGUGCAGGAAAAUAUCUUAAAGAGAAGAACCCUAGUGUAAAGCUGUAUGGUGUGGAACCAGUUGAGAGUCCAGUCCUAACCGGAGGAAAGCCUGGUCCACACAAGAUCCAAGGAAUAGGUGCUGGUUUUGUCCCAGGUGUCUUGGAAGUCAAUAUCAUUGAUGAAGUCAUUCAAAUAUCAAGUGAUGAAGCAAUUGAAACUGCCAAGCUUCUUGCAACAAAAGAAGGUUUGCUUGUGGGAAUAUCAUCUGGUGCUGCUGCCGCUGCUGCAGUUAGGAUUGCAAAGAGACCAGAGAAUGCUGGAAAGCUCAUUGUUGUGGUUUUCCCAAGCUUUGGGGAGAGAUAUCUCUCCUCUGUGCUGUUUGAGUCAGUGAGACGGGAAGCUGAAAGCAUGACCUUUGAGACCUGAGGUGCCCUGCUACAAAUUUUGACCACUGAAUCUAAACUGACCGUGCUCCUCAAGUUGAAGGGUUUACCUUUAAAUUUGGAAAUAUUGCAUUUGAUCCUCGAGUUGUAACUGGUUUUCCAGGCUUGUUCAUUAAUUUGACUUGUGAAUCUGAAAUGAUCCCAACUUCUUCAGUGGAUGUUGGAAGAUCUACACUCUUUUUUCUAUGAAUAAAAAUGAAGUUGAUUA
Molecule: messenger RNA, 1399 nt
Organism: Rosa rugosa (rugosa rose)
Lineage: Eukaryota; Viridiplantae; Streptophyta; Magnoliopsida; Rosales; Rosaceae
Product: cysteine synthase-like
Exons: 11
Coding region: 197-1174 (325 amino acids)
Cellular component (GO): cytoplasm
Molecular function (GO): cysteine synthase activity
Source: RefSeq, a predicted model, not a curated record